AUGACUGACCGAGCGCCUUCAGCUAGAGUUACUGUUCACAUAAAUCACAUCCUCAAGAUUUGGGAAAGGCUGAUGCGCUUGAAUUUGUGUCCAUGUUAUUUUCGUUUGUUUUGCAGUCCAUGUGUACAACCCCAUAGACUACUUAGUACUAAACAAAGUUUACAACCAACUGCUGAAAAUCCAACCUCUAGUUGGGUUUCUAUUGGUGGACAUUCUACUGUCAAAGAUUCUUGGUAUAACUUAACUCCCCAUAUAAUUGAACUUACAAAAAGGUCACUGCAUAACCAACAACAUCAUCCUUUAAAUUUGAUUAAACAACGUAUCGUGGACUUCAUGUUUAAGCGUCAUGUUCGCCAUGUGUGCAAUAAUAAUCAAGGUGGUACACCACUAUUCAGCCUAUAUGAUCAUCUAUCACCAGUGGUAACAGUACGAAAAAACUUCGACAGUUUAUUUAUUCCACCAGAUCAUCCAAGUCGAUUGCGUACAGAUACAUAUUAUUUAAAUGAAACAACUGUAUUACGUAGUCAUACAUCAGCGCAUCAAUUAGAUUUAAUCAAUUCCGGUUUAAAUGCUUUUCUUGUUGCUGGUGAUGUUUAUCGACGUGACGAUAUUGAUUCACUGCAUUAUCCUGUCUUUCAUCAGUUAGAAGGUGUUCGACUGUUUACAUCGGAUGAAUUAUUUAGAAAUGCUACUGAUCCUUUUCAAUGUUUUCGGCUGUUUGAAGACAUCCCAUCGUCUUCACCAUAUAGUGAACCAGAUGUUCAUCCAUUCAAGGUUUUUCCAUCAUAUAUGCUUCCGCCUGACAGACAAAUUAGUCAUACGACAGAGACUAAAAUGCUACUAGAAUUUGAAUUGAAAACCCUCCUACAGGAAAUGGCUAAAUUUUUGUUUGGCCCAGACAUACAAUUACGUUGGGUUAGUGCUUACUUCCCAUUUACCCAUCCAUCAUGGGAAUUAGAAAUCAAAAGAAAUUCUGGCUACUCUAACUAUGAUGACGAUUUUGAUUGUGAAAAGCCUGAAGAAUGGACUGAAAUGUUGGGAUGUGGUAUAAUGCGACAAGAAUUACUAGAACGUUCUGGAAUACCUAAUAAAGUUGGUUAUGCUUUUGGUCUUGGUUUAGAACGUUGGGCUAUGCAGUUAUACGAAAUACCAGAUAUUCGAUUAUUUUGGUCAAAAGAUGAAGGAUUUUUGAAUCAGUUUAUAACUGAUGAUAUUCAUGCACCAAUCAAAUAUAAGCCAGUCAGUAUAUUUCCUCCAUGUGUAUUGGAUCUUUCAUUUUGGUUAAACAACUCUCAAUCAAUAUCAUCAUCUUUGUCUUCCAAUCCUGAUGGAUUAGAUAGAAUUAAGAUAGUUGAACGGGAUAUUUUCGAUAUUGUACGUUCCGAAGCUGGUGAUCUCAUAGAACAGAUUCGUUUGGUCGAUUCAUACAAUGAUCCUAAAACCGGACAGCAAAGUCUUUGCUAUCGUUUUAUCUAUCGAGAUCAACAUAAAACUUUGACAGUGGAUGACGUUCGGCCAUUACAUGAGAAUAUUGCUCAAGUUUUGGCUGAAAAAUUAAAUCUUUCUAUUCGAUAA
This is a messenger RNA of Schistosoma guineensis, 1575 nucleotides long. Lineage: Eukaryota; Metazoa; Platyhelminthes; Trematoda; Strigeidida; Schistosomatidae. The record is from the annotation of a GenBank genome assembly.